Molecule: messenger RNA, 3084 nt
Organism: Cyclospora cayetanensis
Lineage: Eukaryota; Apicomplexa; Conoidasida; Eucoccidiorida; Eimeriidae
Product: protein arginine N-methyltransferase 5
Exons: 5
Coding region: 1-3084 (1027 amino acids)
Biological process (GO): regulation of DNA-templated transcription
Cellular component (GO): nucleus; cytosol
Source: RefSeq, a predicted model, not a curated record
AUGGCAGCCGAUUCUAGGUAUGGAGGCAGCUGUAUCGCCGCGAGGCUCCAGCGCAUUUACAGGUUCCUUAAGAGGCGGCAACUGCUCCUUCGGCGUGAGUCGCUGCAAAAAAAAUUACUGAUGCUGCAGCAGGAAUCAAAGUCUGAUGCCAAGUCGCCGAGGCAGCAACAGGAGCAGCAGCUUCAACUGGAGCAACUGCAGCAACAAUUGGAAGCGCAGGAGGACCUUCCCGCUGCCAAGAUUCACGAACGUCUAGGACGCCUGUACACCGAUAGCUUCGCAGCAGCGAGUGAGAUGCUGCAAAGGCAGGCAGACCAACAACAGCAACAGCAGCAGCAGCAGCAGCAGCAGGAGUUUGAUAACGGGCCAGAGCAGGAAGAGCAGCUGUUGCAGCUAGCCGCAGCCGCAUCAACCUCCCCCUUUCUCAGCAGCGGCUUUCAUAUGCGGCGAUUGCACGCUGAGAUUUCCUUUGCUGCGCAUCUAAACCUACAAGCCAUCAUUCUGCCACCACCAACCACUAGGAAACCCCUUCUCUUGGCAAGAGUCAUUAAGGCGUGGCUGUCUCAGCUGCAGCCCCCAACAUUCUGGAUACGGCUCCCACUGCAGUACAGCAAGCCAACAGCCGCGGCAGCCGCGGCAGCAGCAGCAAGGCGCGACGCUUUAGCUCUAGGUGCAAAGACACCUGAAGCAGCAGUGGCUGCGGCAGUCUUGCAGGAGCUGCAGCAGCUCGCCUUGCUGAAUGAGGGCUUUGCCACUGCCGCAGCUUCCACUGCCAGCAAGCAGCAGCAGCAACACCAGGGAGACGAUGACGAAGAAGAGCACCUGCUAGACCCCUGGGAGCAAUGGUCCUUCCUGCAGCAGACAGUUGGAGUGUCUAUUCACCUGGGCGUGGCUCUGCAGCUGACAGAAGACCUUCCCUCGGAGCUCGUGCUGCAGAGAUGGCUAGCAGAACCUCUGCGGUGUGUCUUGAUUCCCACAAGCAUUUUCAUGCAGCUGCAGCAACAGCCAGAUGUGACGCUUCUGCGGCAGCAUCUCACCUUCCUACUCCGCUGUGCAGAGCUUCGGGUGCGUCUAGUCCUUAUUGACGACCGUGAGGCGGAAGCAGAGACAGCGGCGUCAACACCAAAAUCAGAGGCAGAAGCAGCAGCAACUGCAGCUGGUGUUGGUGCUCUCCAGUCGAAGCGAGCUGUUCAGUCCUUCCAAAUGCUCCCUCCUCUGCCGCCGUCUCUGCUCUUCUCUAGAGGCCAUCGCAACACCCUCCAAAUCCCCAUGCAACCUUUGGCAGAUGACUUAAACGCGUGCAGCUACGAGGUCUUUGAACGCGAUGCGACUAAGUACAGGCUCUAUUCGCAAGCUAUUUAUCGCCGCCUGAUUGAUCUCUUGGGUCUGGACGACAUCCACCAGGAGCAACAGCAAGCACAGCGCCGAGGCAAGCCCGUGGGGAAGCGGAGGAGGAGCCAGAGGUCACCUUGCGGCAGCAGCAGCCGCAGCCUCAGCAGAAGCAGCAACAGCAGCGACGAUGAGCAGCAACCACAGCGCCAGCAGCAGCAGCAGCCCUGCAAGAAUCCUUAUGGCAUCACGACUGCCUUGAACAAUCCUAAUUGCCUGUACAUCUCAGAGGCCAACUUCCCGCUGCUGCAGCGGCAGCAGCGACAACGGCAGCGCCAGAGCAGCCGUCAAAGCAACGGCAUUCGUACGGCUGCAGCGAAGUCAGAAGCAGCGGCAUCUGACGCGGCGCCGCUGAUCGAAGACUCCCCGCAAUACAAGACGGCGAUGGGCCGUUUCUCGUGCCUCGCCUUCCUUAAGGAUGUUCGCUUUGGAAGCGAAGCAGAGUACUUAGGGUACCGCCCUCCAGCAGAGAUGCACGCCCACCUCAGGGCAGCAGCAAGAGCAAUCAGGGCAGCAGAGGAAGUGCAGGAGGGCAGCGAUGACUGGCCCCGAAUCGCAGUCUAUGUGGUGGGUGCUGGUAGGGGGCCUUUGGUGCAGGCAGCGUUGGACGCGCUGCGCAAAGUCGGUGUGCCGCCUUGUUUCUAUUUUGUAGCCGCAAUCGAGAAGAAUCCGCAGGCGCUGUACGCGCUCAUGGAUCGGCAGCAGCACGAUGCAUGCGCUGCUUGGCGGCAGGUUGCCGUUGUGGCUGGCGACAUUAGGAAGCCAGAAACUGCAGCAGCGGUAGCUCGGGCUGCAGCACGUGCUGCGGCGAUUGGGAAGGGAGCUGUAACAGCCGCACCGCUUCCACCCGCGGGGAGCGCCCGCUGCGACAUUAUGGUCUCCGAGCUGUUGGGGUCUUUGGGAGACAAUGAGUUAUCGCCGGAGUGUAUAGACGGCGCACAGCAGCUGCUGCUGAAGGCUGAAGGCAUCUCCAUCCCAGCGGCGUAUGUUUCUUCCCUUGAGCCUGUCUCGUGUCCGCUGCUGCAUGCCGCUGCAGCCGCUGCCUAUGGCGAUACGCAUCAGCUAGACGCCAUGUUCGUGGUCUAUCCCCACGGCAUCUUCAGGCCUUCAAGGGAAGGGCCUCGCUCGUGCUUCGCGUUUCAGCACCCAAACCCAUUGGUAGCACCCUUCGCCACGUCUGCUGCUGCCAAGCGCAUGCACGCAUUUACAGAGUACAUCCUCGGAACGCCAGCAGCAGAGACCACCGCAGAGGGCGAUGCAGCAGCGCCAGCCGCCAAUGCAGAAGCAGAACGGUGUGGAGUAGACUUUGCGUCUCCCUUUUGCCUGUCCAGUACUGCUGUAACAACAGGAGCCGCCGGGGCACAGGGCGACCCCUCAGAUCGAGUAUGCCUGCUGCAGUGGUCCCUCAAGAGCGACUGCACAGUGCACGGCUUCUUGGGUUAUUUCUUCUGCUGCCUUUACAGAGAUGUGUCCCUUUCCAUAGACCCCCGCUGCUGCACAAAAGAUAUGGUCUCGUGGUUUCCUGCGCUGCUGCUGCUGCGGCAGCCGCUGCCACUGCGCAAACAGCAAGAGCUGGUGCUGGCUAUCACACGCAAGAGCGAUAACCACAGGGUCUGGUUCGAAAGGGCUGUCAUGUCUCCCGUCGCGACGCCCAUCCAAAAUCUAAAUGGCGUCUGCUACUUUAUGGGGAAGUGA